AUGUUUGAGAGUGCAGAGCUGUACUUCAAUGUGGACCAUGGCUUGGAGGGCCUGGUGCGAGGGUGCAAGGCCAGCCUCCUGACCCAGCAGGACUACAUCAACCUAGUGCAGUGUGAAACCCUGGAAGAUCUGAAAAUUCAUCUCCAGACCACUGAUUAUGGCAACUUCUUGGCCAAUCAAACCAAUCCUCUUACUGUUUCCAAAAUCGACACUGAAAUGAGGAAAAGGCUAUGCAGAGAAUUUGACUAUUUGCGGAAUCAUUCCCUGGAGCCACUCAGCACAUUUUUUACCUACAUGACAUGCAGUUACAUGAUAGACAAUGUGAUUCUACUCAUGAAUGGUGCGUUGCAAAAAAAAUCAGUGAAAGAAGUUCUGUCUAAGUGUCACCCACUGGGCCGUUUCACAGAAAUGGAAGCUGUCAACAUUGCAGAGACCACUUCAGAUCUCUUUAACGCCGUGCUGGUUGAAACACCAUUAGCUCCAUUCUUUCAAGACUGUAUGUCUGAAAAUACUCUUGAUGAACUGAAUAUUGAAUUACUGCGCAAUAAACUCUACAAGUCUUACCUGGAGGCAUUCUAUAAAUUCUGCAAGAAUCAUGGUGAUGUCACAGCAGAUAUUAUGUGUCCCAUUCUUGAGUUUGAGGCCGACAGACGUGCUUUUAUCAUCACCCUCAACUCCUUUGGCACUGAGCUGAGCAAAGAAGACCGGGAGACCCUCUUCCCCACCUGCGGCAAGCUCUAUCCUGAGGGGUUGCACCUGCUGGCUCAAGCAGAAGACUUUGACCAGAUGAAGAGAGUAGCCGAUCUUUACGGUGUAUACAAACCUUUGUUUGAGGCUGUAGGUGGCAGUGGGGGAAAGACAUUGGAAGAUGUGUUUUAUGAGCAUGAGGUACAAAUGAAUGUGCUGGCAUUUAACAGGCAGUUCCACUAUGGAGUGUUUUAUGCGUAUGUAAAGCUGAAGGAACAAGAAAUGAGAAAUGUUGUGUGGAUAGCGGAAUGCAUUUCACAGAGACAUCGAACUAAAAUCAACAGUUACAUUCCAAUUUUAUAA
Molecule: messenger RNA, 1050 nt
Organism: Castor canadensis (American beaver)
Lineage: Eukaryota; Metazoa; Chordata; Mammalia; Rodentia; Castoridae
Gene: Atp6v0d2
Product: ATPase H+ transporting V0 subunit d2
Biological process (GO): proton transmembrane transport
Cellular component (GO): proton-transporting V-type ATPase, V0 domain
Molecular function (GO): proton-transporting ATPase activity, rotational mechanism
Source: RefSeq, a predicted model, not a curated record